Aspergillus eucalypticola CBS 122712 is the source of this 558-nucleotide messenger RNA. RefSeq lists its product as uncharacterized. The coding region runs from base 1 to 504 and encodes 167 amino acids. The transcript has a single exon. The record is from RefSeq and is a predicted model, not a curated record. Lineage: Eukaryota; Fungi; Ascomycota; Eurotiomycetes; Eurotiales; Aspergillaceae.
AUGCAACAGACUUUUUUUUCUCAUACAAAAGCUACAGAUCCGUCAGUAAAUCAUUCACCCCUCUCUUCCCCCUCUCCACCAUCCUCGAAAAUCUAUGCCUCUUCCCGAACGCGUUGGAUCCUCCCAACCUGGCAAAAGAAUUGGAAAUACUACUUCAACGACAACUUCGACGCCAACGGCCGCAAAGCCUUCGAGGCGCAUAACAGCCACAUCAAGGACAUUGUGCCGGCUGAGAACCUCCUCGUCUAUCAUGUCAAGGAUGGGUGGGAGCCGCUGUGCGAGUUCCUGGGCAAGAGCGUUCCCUUGGAUGGGAAAUGGACAUGUGGUGCCUUUCCCGAGGGGGAAAUGAUCCGGGGACCUUCCGGAAUAGGUUCCGGGAUGCUAUUUGGUAUAAUUUCCUUGGAGUUGGGGGAGAGGGUGCUUAGGGUUGUUGUGGUUUUGUAUUUUAUUUUGGGUAUUUGUGGGUGGGGUGGAUUUGGGGGUGGAUGGUACCUAAGGUCAUGAUAUGUCUAGGUUGAGUUUUGGUUUUGGUUGUGUAGGAGAUGGAGUCGGUGGAGG